Molecule: messenger RNA, 1666 nt
Organism: Boeremia exigua
Lineage: Eukaryota; Fungi; Ascomycota; Dothideomycetes; Pleosporales; Didymellaceae
Product: peptidyl-prolyl cis-trans isomerase 1
Exons: 5
Coding region: 264-1382 (372 amino acids)
Biological process (GO): protein peptidyl-prolyl isomerization; protein folding
Cellular component (GO): intracellular membrane-bounded organelle
Molecular function (GO): peptidyl-prolyl cis-trans isomerase activity; protein binding
Source: RefSeq, a predicted model, not a curated record
GACCUGAUACUUGUGAUUUAACCCCCCGCUCAUCGCUUUCGCCGUGCGAUGCAUGGUUGCACCUGCUGCAAGGCAGCCAGCCCUUGGCGCGGCGGCCGUACAGCUUCGUAGAACUUUCUGGCAGCUUUACCCACUGGAGCUUUUCUUCGACCUCAAUCACCACAAUUCUUACCGUACAACAAAGAACCUCAAAACUACACCCCUCGCCACCCAAUUGUAAUCCUAAAGCUUCCACGCCAACAGACAGGAACAUUUGAGCAAACAUGGCAGACAAGCGCACCCGCUGCUUCUUUGACAUCGCUGUCGGAGGUGUCAAGGCCGGUCGCAUUGCUUUCGAACUCUACAACGACAUCGUUCCCAAGACCGCCGAGAACUUCCGUGCGCUUUGCACAGGCGAGAAAGGGGUGGGCAAGGCUGGCAAGCCUCUCCACUACAAGGGCUCGGGCUUCCACCGCGUCAUCAAGGGCUUCAUGAUCCAAGGUGGUGAUUUCACUGAAGGCAACGGCACAGGGGGCGAGAGCAUUUAUGGCGAGAAGUUCGAGGAUGAGAACUUCGAACAAAUUCAUGACAGGCCAUUCCUGCUGAGCAUGGCAAACGCGGGACCUGGCACGAACGGCUCGCAGUUCUUUGUCACGACCGUUCCAACCCCACAUCUGGACAAGAAGCACGUUGUUUACGGCGAGGUCAUCAACGGCAAGAGCAUCGUGCGACAGAUCGAGAACCUGAAGACCCAGAGCGGCGACAAGCCAUGGCAUGACGCUACCAUUGUCGACUGCGGUGAGCUCACAGAUGAAGAUUACGACAAGGCGACCGAUAAGACACCCGAUAUCACAGGCGACCCAUACGAGGACUUCCCCGAGGACCAGAAGCCUAGUGAGGAGGAGUGGGAAGGCGCACAGGUCUUGAAGAUUGCGACAGAGCUAAAGGACAUGGGCAAUGCCGCUUUCAAGAAGCAGGACCUUCAUCUUGGCAUCACCAAGUACCAGAAGGCGCUCCGUUACCUGCAUGAAUACCCUGCACCGCUGGACAACGAUCCUCCAGAGCUGUGGAAGAGCCUCCAGGCGCUCAAGAUCACGGUUUACUCCAACCUUGCGUUGCUCCAGAACAAGACCAGCCAGUACGCCGAGGCCGCCGAGAGUGCGACAAAGGCGCUCGAUAUCGAAGGCAUCACAGAGAAGGACCUGGCUAAGGUGUACUUCAGACGAGCACAGGCCAAGAUCGGCAAGAAGAACGAGGAAGACGCACUGGCAGAUCUGGACGAAGCCAUCAAGUAUGCGCCAGGCGACGCGGCGAUUGUGAAGGAGCUGGACGUGGUGAAGAAGAAGGUGCAGGCAAGGAAGGACAAGGAGAAGAAGGCCUACGCAAAUGCCUUCGACUUCUAGGUACGCGCGGUGGAGGCAGAUGAAGGGCGAUGCAAAAAGGGCCCAGAUGGUAGCCCAAGAUACAGUGAAAGAAUAGUUAACGAUAAAUAUAUGACCCGACAACAUCUCGUUUCAUGUUUGAUUGUAGGUAUUUAGCCAGCGACCUACAAGCUGCGCUGUUCUAGGCGACACUAAUCUGUGCAAGACACUAAUUUGUACAAAUACGAAGGCUCCACUCAGACAGUUUCCCCGGACGGCCUGCCUAAAUCCAGCCUCAGCCUCAGCCUCAAUCUCCCGAAGCAAGU